AUGAUGAAACAGUACUUGUCCAAGGCCACCGAGUUCUUGAACACUCCAGUGAGCAGAGCUGGCGCUCUUGGUACAGCAGCCAUCGCACUUGCGGUUGCGAAGCGUGACUAUCUCAUGGAGUUAGCAACGAAGAAGAAGACGGAGAACAACCCUAAGGAGGUAACGACGGCGUUGAAGGAGAACGUGGACGUUAAGGUGGAGAAGAAUGAACAGUCGAACACUGAAUCUAAGGAGAAGUCGGAGACGACGACCUUGAAGGAGAACGCUGUUCAAUAG
Capsella rubella is the source of this 276-nucleotide messenger RNA. RefSeq lists its product as uncharacterized. The transcript has a single exon. Lineage: Eukaryota; Viridiplantae; Streptophyta; Magnoliopsida; Brassicales; Brassicaceae. The record is from RefSeq and is a predicted model, not a curated record. Bases 1 to 276 code for a protein of 91 amino acids.